AUGCCGACUCUGGCAUUGACGCAGUUCACCGUGCUAGUAACCGGUGGCGGCGGCUUUCUUGGCGGGCACAUCGUGCAACAGCUCGUGGAGGAUUCGGCCGCCAGAGCCAUCGCCAUCGUUAGCCGCAACCCGAAGGCGACGUCGAACAACCCGCGAGUGACCUUCCACGCGGCAGACAUUGCCAACGAUGCCCAGAUUAAGGCUGUCUUCGAUGUGGUCAAGCCCAACAUGGUUAUUCACACCGCCUCUCCGCACCACACCGAGCCCGCAUCCAUGCAGCAGCAAACCAAUGUCGAGGGCACUAAGCUGCUGCUCCAGCACGCGAAGGCCUGCUCCGAGACGCACGCCUUCGUCUACACGUCGUCCGACUCGGCUGUCGUGCCCACGCAAGAGCCGCUGACCGAGGACGAAGCCGAACUGUAUACGGAAGCCCAUUUCCCCGAUGCCUAUAGCAGAACCAAAGCGGUGGCCGACAAGACGGUACAGGAUGCAAACUGCGACGAGCUCCGCACCGCAGUCAUCCGCAUCCCCGUCAUCUACGGCGAGAACGACAACAAUCUCAUCCCCCAGCUACUCACAAGCGUGCGCAAGAAGCAGCACAAGAUGCAGAUUGGCCGGAACAACAAGGUCUUCGAGUUCCUGUAUAUCAAGAAGGCUGCCGAGGCGCACAUCCUGGCUGCCCGCGCUCUGCUCGAACCAGAGUCGGCAUCCAACAUCGCCGGCGAGGCCUUCUUCGUCUCGGACGGGAAGCCACAGCCCUUUUUUGACUUCUCGCGCAAGUGCUACGCCGCGGCCGGCAGUCCCGUAGCCCCGGACGAGGUGACUACCAUACCACUACCUGCCAUGCAAGCCAUGGCGACGUUGGGCGAGUGGGCCUACAAGGUUUUCACCGCGGGCAGGAAGAUGCCGCAGACCAGGAGGGAGGCCAUCGAUCAUUUGGAUAGGGGCAGCUGCUGGUCCAUUGAGAAGGCGAGGCAGAGGUUGGGUUAUGAGCCGGUUGUGGACCAGGAUGAGGCCAUCAAGCGGAGUAUGGAAUGGGCCAUUGCGAAUUUGUGA
Molecule: messenger RNA, 1056 nt
Organism: Chaetomium strumarium
Lineage: Eukaryota; Fungi; Ascomycota; Sordariomycetes; Sordariales; Chaetomiaceae
Exons: 2
Coding region: 1-1056 (351 amino acids)
Biological process (GO): steroid biosynthetic process
Molecular function (GO): 3-beta-hydroxy-Delta5-steroid dehydrogenase (NAD+) activity
Source: RefSeq, a predicted model, not a curated record